Messenger RNA from Paracoccidioides brasiliensis Pb18, 1257 nucleotides. RefSeq names its product GTP cyclohydrolase I. The transcript has 3 exons. The record is from RefSeq and is a predicted model, not a curated record. The coding region runs from base 1 to 1257 and encodes 418 amino acids. Gene Ontology annotation, biological process: tetrahydrofolate biosynthetic process; tetrahydrobiopterin biosynthetic process. Gene Ontology annotation, cellular component: cytoplasm. Gene Ontology annotation, molecular function: zinc ion binding; GTP cyclohydrolase I activity; GTP binding.
AUGCCCGGAGACUCCCCAACAUUCGGGCCUAAGCCCAAAUCCUCAGUCCCAUCCUACCUCCUAAAUGGAACAUCAUCCACUUGCAUGCCAAGCAAUGUGCGAGAGCGCGAGAACCUCCAUUCCUCCAUCAAAUUUUCCUUCGCCCGGAGACAGGUCAUUGAUCCAGAGCUUCCUUCAGAACCACCAUUACCAUUACCUGCUACUGCUACGGGGUUAUCAAUUGUGUGGGAUGCAGUGACUCCAGCAACUACUACAAAUAGCUCUCCAGAUACUGACAACUCCUAUGUUCGAGUUAAUGGCAUACCUGUGAACGAGGGUGGAAAGUCCAAUCAGAAUGAGCAUGAGCAUGAAAAUGAGAUUGAAGAAGACCAUGUUGGUAGACCGAUAGAAGCGCCUAUCAUUUUGAAUGCCGCCCAAAUUUCUUCCGGAACAAAUUUCAGCAGUGAACCCCCGUAUGAUCCUAGACCGAUAGAAUCGCCUGUCAUUUUGAAUACCUCUCAAAUUGCUUCCGGAAGAAAUUUCAGCGGUGAACCCCCGCGUGAUCCUAGGGAUCAUACGGGACCCUUAACGCCUUCUUCCAUUGCCAGCCGGUCUGAGAGCCCGUACACAGUAAACCCGCCGAUUGAUUUUGAUGGACUUAGUUGGCCAAGUGUUGGUACCCGCAAACGCCUAGACUCAUCACCCGAAGAAAGCGAAAAGCGCAUGCAGAAACUCGCAGACGCCGUGCGGACAAUUUUAGAAUGUAUCGGAGAAGACCCGCAGCGGGAAGGGCUGCUAGGCACGCCGGAGAGAUAUGCCAAGGCUCUGAUGUAUUUCACGAAGGGGUAUGAGGAGAACGUACGCGAUCAGGUGAACGGCGCUGUUUUCCAUGAGGACCAUGACGAGCUAGUUAUCGUGAAGGACAUUGAGGUGUUUUCGCUGUGCGAACAUCAUAUGGUGCCGUUUACGGGGAAGAUGCACAUCGGCUACAUCCCGAAUCGCCGCGUCCUAGGCCUCUCCAAGCUCGUCAGACUGGCAGAGAUGUUCUCGCGCCGCCUCCAGGUGCAAGAACGGCUGACAAAGCAAGUCGCCCUCGCAAUAGCUGAAGUGCUAAAGCCACAGGGUGUCGCUGUAGUGAUGGAGUCCAGCCACCUGUGCAUGGUGAUGCGUGGUGUACAGAAGAGUAGUAGCACGACGACUACGAGUUGUAUGCUGGGCUGUAUGCGAGCGAGCGCGAAGGCGAGAGAGGAGUUUCUGAGUUUGUUUAAUCGGAAAUAA